CUGUUUUUGAUUCGAUUCUUCAUUUGUAUUUGGUUUGUUCAACAACAACGACAACGAUGAUGAUUUUCAACAACAUGUUUAUGUCCAAUGGAAAUUGAUCCGAAACUACGAUUAUUAAUCAUAUAUACCUGGUCAUCAAUCAUCAACAGAAUAUAUCUACCAUCAUCAUCGUCAAUAUUACAUCAUAUUUGGGAUGAAUUUUAAAAACGCCAUAUCAAACAUAAUCAAACUAAUAAUGAAAGCUUUGUUUACGAUAACAAUGGCAAUGAUGACGAUGAUAACAAAUGUGGAAAAAAGAAAAAUUGAUCAAAAAAUCAGUGAAUGGAAAGAACAAUUAAAGGGUAAAGAUCCAAAAGUUACUUUUAAACGUUUGGCAUUCAUCAAUCUAUUUGUGGCCAUAUCUGCAUUGAUUAUUUAUGAUCCAAUAAUCAAUUUUGUUUUAAAUUGGCAAUUGCAAUUAAAUCCAGGUGGUAUGUUUUUAAAACUAUGGCAAGAUUUACCAGCCGAUGUUUAUUGUGAUAUCUAUCUAUAUGAAAUACGUAAUGGAAAACAAUUUCUUGGUGGACAGAAACCAAAUCUUCUGGAACAUGGACCAUUUAUUUUUGAAAUGAAACGAAAACGUCGUAUCGUUGCUUGGAAACCGACAACAGUUGUAUUUAAAGAACGUUUUACAACAGAUUUUCGUCAGGAUUUAUCACACGAAUCGAUUGAAACCCGUAUGAAAGUGAUGAACACGACAAUAUUUUCAAUAAUUUCAUGGGUUGUAUAUUGGAUGAAAAAAUUUAUGAUAAAAUUUUUGAAUCCAAUCAUUCACAAUAUAUUGGUACUGACAUUACAAACAUUCAAUGAACGUAUUAUUGAAGAUCGUUCAGCCAAAGAAAUAUUGAUCGGUCGCCAGAUUGAUAUAUUACGUUUUAUUGAAUUGGCUAGUAAACCAUUACAAAUGGUUGGCAUUAAUUAUGAUAUCCGGAAUUUGAUGACAAAUUUUGGAAAUUAUAAAUUAAAUAAUAACAGCAUCAGUAUUAUGGGCAUAUUGACUGGCAAUGAAUUUGGUCCAUUUGAAGUCACUAGAUUUGCAGAUGGUCAAGUGCGUGUAAAUCAAUUUGUUAAAAUAUUGGAAAAAACUACAUUUGAUGAAUUUCAAUCACCGUGUAAUCGUUUUCGUUCAAUAUAUGAUCCAUUAUAUUUUGGUUAUGGUGAACAAAGCGAUACGAUCGAUAUCUGGGUACAACAUUUUUGUCGUCCAUUACGAUUUAUUAAUAAUGGAACCGAUUGGAAACAUGGAAUCCGUAGCCAUUUAUAUGAAAUAUCCAGACAUUUAUUUGAUAUACGUAAACGUGAAAAUCAAUGCUAUUGUCAUGAUACUGAACGUUUAAUCGAUUGUGAUGGUUAUACAAAUGUUGCUGGCUGUUUUGGUGGCCUACCAUUUGCGUUGUCUUUUCCACAUUUUUUUGGCCACCCUCGGUUACAAUCAGGUGUUUAUGGUUUGAAUCCAAAUUCAGAAACACAUUUAUCACAUAUGAAUUUGGAACCAAACAUGGGAAUAUUAUUUGAUGCUGAAUUAAAAUUUCAAUUAAACAUCAUAAUGAAAGAUUUUCCAACUAUUGGACAAUUAGGCCAGAUACAAAAUGGUUUGCUACCAUUUUUUAAAAUUUCAUUAAAUAUACAAACAUCUGGCCCAUUACAUGGUCUUCUUGUUGUUGGAUCAUUUCUGUUACUUACUGGUAAAUUUAUGUUCAUCUUAUUUUGUCUGACAUUAUCGACAUUUUUCCUAUAUCGUAGUUAUAAAUAUUGAUGAUUUUCAAUUUGAUUAAAUAGAAUAUAAAAUUUUGUAUUUCAAUU
Molecule: messenger RNA, 1842 nt
Organism: Dermatophagoides farinae (American house dust mite)
Lineage: Eukaryota; Metazoa; Arthropoda; Arachnida; Sarcoptiformes; Pyroglyphidae
Product: scavenger receptor class B member 1-like
Cellular component (GO): membrane; cytoplasm
Molecular function (GO): scavenger receptor activity
Source: RefSeq, a predicted model, not a curated record